AUGGGAGUCACGCUGCACCCCCUGAGCGUCUGGAGCCGUGGCCCCGGCAAUGGGAGUCACGCUGCACCCCCUGCACCCCUGAGCGUCUGGAGCCGUGGCCCCGGCAAUGGGAGUCACGCUGCACCCCCUGCACCCCUGAGCGUCUGGAGCCGUGGCCCCGGCAAUGGGAGUCACCCUGCACCCCCUGCACCCCUGAGCGUCUGGAGCCGUGGCCCCGGCAAUGGGAGUCACGCUGCACCCCCUGCACCCCUGAGCGUCUGGAGCCGUGGCCCCGGCAAUGGGAGUCACGCUGCACCCCCUGCACCCCUGAGCGUCUGGAGCCGUGGCCCUGGCAAUGGGAGUCACGCUGCACCCCCUGCACCCCUGAGCGUCUGGAGCCGUGGCCCCGGCAAUGGGAGUCACGCUGCACCCCCUGCACCCCUGAGCGUCUGGAGCCGUGGCCCCGGCAAUGGGAGUCACGCUGCACCCCCUGCACCCCUGAGCGUCUGGAGCCAGGGCCCCGGCAAUGGGAGUCACCCUGCACCCCCUGCACCCCUGAGCGUCUGGAGCCGUGGCCCCGGCAAUGGGAGUCACGCUGCACCCCCUGCACCCCUGAGCGUCUGGAGCCGUGGCCCCGGCAAUGGGAGUCACCCUGCACCCCCUGCACCCCUGAGCGUCUGGAGCCGUGGCCCCGGCAAUGGGAGUCACCCUGCACCCCCCUUUGGUUCCGCUCUCUGA
Messenger RNA from Xenopus tropicalis (tropical clawed frog), 717 nucleotides. RefSeq names its product vegetative cell wall protein gp1-like. The transcript has a single exon. The record is from RefSeq and is a predicted model, not a curated record. Bases 1 to 717 code for a protein of 238 amino acids. Lineage: Eukaryota; Metazoa; Chordata; Amphibia; Anura; Pipidae.